UGCCGUUAUAACUCGUUCUUUGUAAAGGACAUCAUUUAUAUAUUUGUGCUUGUAAACAGAAUUAUAUAUGUUAAUAUGAAUGUGGAAGGUUGUUUUAGGAUUUAAAGCUUCAGUGACUCGUUACCUGUCAGUUAGCACGUAAACAAACACAACGGCUACGGAAGUCGAAGGGAAAACGAGAUCAAUAAUGGACUGAACUUUAAUUUUAUGAAGUUUUUGCAAACACCGAGUGGUUUUGACGAUUGUACUUCAUCGUUUGGCUGUCAUUUCAAAGCCACAGUGAGAUCCAGCAGAAGUCUCAGUCAUGUACUCUGAGUGGCGGUCUUUACACCUGGUGGUCCAGAGUGAUCAGGGUCACCUGAGUGUGCUGCACAGUUACCCGGCAGGCGUAGGUCGUGAUGUGGCAAACGCAGUGGUGCGCCCACUGGGGAACAGCCUUGGAGGCGCGCCGUCUGAGUGCCUCCUCAAGACUGACAAGGAGGUGAAAUGGACAAUGGAGGUGUUGUGUUAUGGACUGACACUCCCUCUGGAUGGAGACACGGUUAAGUUGUGUGUGGAUGUCUACACUGAUUGGAUAAUGGCCCUGGUGUCUCCCAGAGACUCGAUACCUCAGCCAAUCAUCAAAGAGCCCAACCUGUACAUUCAGACCAUCCUCAAACACCUGCACAACCUUUUCCUGCCCAGGCCGGAGCACUUCAGUCUGAUGCACUUUAAGCUGUGUCAGCAGGUGUUGUCUGCUGUACAGAAACUGGCGCGUGAUUCGUCAGGUAUGGCCAGAGAGACGUGGGAGGUGCUGCUCCUCUUCCUGCUCCGUAUCAAUGACACGCUGCUGGCCCCGCCCACAGUGGGAGGUGGUAUAGCAGAGAAGCUGGCAGAGAAGUUAAUCAGUGUGCUCUUUGAGGUUUGGUUUCUGGCCUGCACGCGAUGUUUCCCCACCCCACCCUACUGGAAAACCGCCCGAGAGAUGCUAGCUAACUGGAGACAUCAUCCUCCGGUGGUGGAGCAGUGGGGUAAAGUGAUCGCGGCUCUCACGUCCAGACUGCUGCGGUUCAUGUACGGCCCAUCGUUUCCUCCGUUUAAAGUGCCAGAAGAGGACGCCACUCUCAUUCCAGCGGAGAUGGACAAUGACUGCGUGUCUCAGACGUGGUAUCGCUUUCUACACAUGCUCAGUAACCCGGUGGAUCUGAGUAAUCCAGUCAUAGUGAGCUCCACUCCAAAGUUUCAGGAGCAGUUACUGGGGGGCAACAGUGUUCCUCAUGAGGUCAUCCAGCACCCCUGCCUCAAACAACUGCCCCAGAUCUUCUUUAGAGCCAUGAGAGGAGUAAGCUGCCUCGUGGACGCCUUCCUCGGUGUUGCCGUUUGUAAGACACUCGAGUGUUGCGAAAAUCUGCCCUCUUAUGGAGUGACCGUGUCUAGGAGCAAUAUACAAGACAGACUCCCCUCUAUAGGUGUCGCAGUAUCUCGGAACAAUUUUCGAGACCGUCUCCCAUCUUAUGGUAUAUCCCGCCCCCGGUCAGACAGUGCUCCGCCCACCCCUGUUAAUAGACUUGGUAUGCCGACGCCCCCAACGACAACAAACACUACACCCCCUCACAACCGCAGACACCGCCCCACUGCUGUUACCAAGACAACCAGCAAAGCCUCAAUGACCGGUCAGACCAAAGUGGCGCACCAGCCGUCCUCCACCUCUCCUCUUUCCAGUCCAAACCAGACUAGCUCCGAGCCCAGACCGCUUCCUGCCCCGACCCGGCCAAAGGUCAACAGUGUGCUGAAUCUGUUCGGCCAGUGGCUGUUUGACUCUGCGCUGGUCCACUGUAAACUCCACUCGGGCCUGAGCCGAGACAGCAGUAUGACGGCCCUGGCGACUCAAACUGGAGUUGAACUGAGACGUAAAGGGUCUCAGAUGUCAACAGAAACUAUGGUGUCCAACCCCAUGUUUGACGCUAAUGAGUUUCCUGAUAAUUAUGAGUCUGGUCGAGCUGAAGCUUGUGGAACCCUCUGCAGGAUCUUCUGCAGCAAAAAGACUGGAGAGGAGAUACUUCCUGUCUUCCUGUCCAGGUUCUACAUGGUUCUUAUUCAGGGUCUUCAGAUAUCAGACUUCAUCUGCAGGCCGGUUCUAGCCAGUAUCAUCCUGAACUCAUCGGCUCUGUUCUGCACCGAUCUCAAAGGGAUUAAUGUUGUGGUCCCAUAUUUCAUAUCUGCACUGGAGACUAUACUCCCUGACCGAGAGUUGUCGAAGUUUAAGUCGUAUGUGAACCCCACUGAGCUGAGAAGAGCUUCCAUCCAUAUCCUGUUGUCCAUGCUUCCUCUGCCCCUUCACUUCGGCAACGUCAAAUCGGAGUUGCUCUUGGAGGGGAAAUUCAGCAAUGAUGAAAACUCGCUUCACGACAAGCCGGUCACCUUCCUUUCUCUGAAGCUGCGAUUGGUCAAUAUUCUGAUUGGUGCCUUGCAAACGGAGACAGACUCGAUCAAUACACAAAUGAUACUCGCUGCGAUGCUGGAUAUCGUGCAGGAUUCUGCUUUGUUGGAGUCUGUUGGUGCUCAAGCUGAAGUGGUGAGUGUGGAUGGUCAUCCACUGGCUAAGAGUCACAGUCGCAAUAACAGUGGCAUCAGCAACGCUAGCGCCGGCAGCUCAGAGGCCACGACGCCAGACAGCGAGCGCCCUGCCCAGGCCCUGCUGAGAGACUACGCUCUCCACACAGAUACGGCGGCUGGACUGCUCAUCCGAAGCAUUCACCUGCUCACACAGAGACUCAACUCGCAGUGGAGACUCGACAUGAGCAUUUCACUGGCCGCUCUCGAACUGCUCGCCGGACUCGCCAAGGUGAAGGUGAGUGUGGAGUCGUCAGAUCGUAAGCGUGCGGUGAGCUCCGUGUGCAGUUAUAUCGUGUAUCAGUGCAGCCGUCCCGCUCCGCUCCACUCCAGAGAUCUGCACUCCAUGAUCGUCGCUGCAUUUCACUGUCUGUGCGUGUGGCUCACAGAACACCCCGACAUGCUCAACGAGAAGGAUUGCCUGAUCGAGGUGUUGGAGAUCGUGGAGCUCGGCAUCUCGGGCAGCAAGUCCAAAACAGGCGAACAGGAAGUGAAGUAUAAAGGUGACAAAGAGCACAACCCGGCGUCCAUGAGGGUCAAAGAUGCAGCCGAGGCCACGUUGUCAUGUAUAAUGCAGGUGUUAGGGGCGUUCCCGUCUCCCAGUGGCCCCGCCUCCCCCUGCAGCCUGCUGAAUGAGGACACGCUCAUUAAAUAUUCACGACUCACCUCCACGUCUCACAGUAACUUCAGAUAUUUCGUUCUGGAUAACUCCGUCAUACUUGCCAUGUUGGAGCAACCUCUCGGGAAUGAACAGAAUCCCUGUCCGUCGGUCACCAUGUUAAUCAGAGGAAUGUCUGGUCGCCAAGCGUGGACGAUGCAGCUCUUUCAUCAGCCCAGAGGAGCAAGAGCCAAUCAGAAGCAGGUGUUUGUUCCAGAAAGUCGACCCACUCCCAAAAACGACGUAGGAAUUCGAUUUAACGUGAAGCACAGACCGUUCCCGGAGGAAGUGGAUAAGAUUCCGUUUGUGAAAGCCGACCUGAGCAUCCCAGAUCUCCAUGACAUUGUGGAUAAAGAGUUGGAGCUGCAGCAUGAUAAGCUUCGAUCUGUGAUGGCUGAACAGAUGGAAUAUGAGCAGAAACUCGAGCAGCAAACUGAGGACUUAUGGAGGAACAAACCCUUCCCUGAUCCUCUGACAGACUGUAAACCUCCCGCACCCGCUCAGGAGUUCCAGACCGCUCGACUCUUCCUGUCACACUUUGGCUUCCUGUCAUUAGAGGCACUCAAGGAGCCUGGUAACAGUAGACUCCCUCCUCACCUCAUCGCUCUCGACUCGUCUGUGUCAGGCUUUUUUGAUGACAUCGGCUAUCUGGACCUGCUGCCAUCCCGACCAUGUGACACUGUUUUCAUCUUCUACAUGAAAGCAGGACAGAAGAGCAGUCAAGAGAUCUUGAGAAACGUGGAGUCUUCAUCAAACGUACAGCCUCAUUUCCUGGAGUUGUUGUUGUCUCUGGGCUGGCCGGUGGAGGUCGGGCAGCAUCCUGGAUGGACGGGCAGUGUGUUCACCAGCUGGACCAUUAACACGACUAACGGCGCUGAAACUCCAGAUGAUUGUGUGACUGUGGGUGACACCGGCGGCGGUGUGUUUAACGGAGAGAAGAGCGUUCUCUAUUACGCUGAUGCUCUGACGGAAAUCGCCUUCGUGGUGCCUUCGCUAACAGACUCAUCCGCAGACUCUUCAGAGAACAGUUUCCCGACCGCACACUCUGACUCUCAGAUGGAGUUGUUACCCAGUUUGCUGAAACAGCCCAACCUCACACUCGAGCUCUUCCCUAAUCAUUCUGAUAACAUGGGACCGACCCAACGGUCCCCCACAGUGAAAAGCAGGAAGUUGCCGACAGGCAGGACGAUACCUCCUUUAGGACCAGACACUAAAGUGCUGGUGGUGUGGGUCGAGCGAUACGAUGACAUUGAGAAUUUUCCAGUAUCAGAUUUACUGGCUGAGACGAGCACAGGUGUGGAGACAGCCGUCAACAGCAGCACUGCCAGGUCCAGCUCUUCAGAGAAAGAUGUUCCAAUUAUAUUCAUCCAUCCGCUGAAGACCGGACUGUUCCGAAUCAAACUACAUGGAGCGAUGGGCAAAUUCAACAUGGUGAUUCCACUAGUGGACAACAUGGUCAUUAGCAGGAGAUCACUUGGUUUCCUGGUGCGUCAGACGGUAAUAAACGCAUGUCGACGGAAGCGUCUAGAAAGCGACUCGUACAGCCCGCCACAUGUGCGACGGAAACAGAAAAUCGCCGAAAUCGUGAACCGUUAUCGUAACAAACAACUGGAGCCGGAGUUUUACACCUCCCUGUUUCUGGAGGUCAAUGAGAGCAGCCUCGACCCUUAAACGAACAUGCAAACAAAAGGGGAAUUCGUCAACGUCUGUUUUAAGGGUGCAGGAUUAAUGACGUUUUUAUGUCAGUUGGCAAAAUAUUUUAAGAUUCGUUAACACUUCACAUCAGUGCCCUCCUGAGACGACGUUUACUUAAUAUGCAUUCUAUACUCCUCCUCUCCUUAUUGGUUGAAUCUCACUUAAACAUGCCCAAGUGAUAUAAAUUACUAUUAAAUAUUAUUAUUAAAAAUGUUGUUGACAGUUAAGCACAUUCCCGCCCCCCAAACAAUUACAUAAAUGCUUACGGAGGUUUUUAAUUUUAUUUUUAUUUAAUUAUUUUUCUUAAAUUUUUUGUAAUACUCAUUAAAUACUAAUUUCUGUAAUACUGUAAUUUAUAUCACCAUAUACAAUAAAUAAAUAUUAUAUAUAUAUUAUUAUUUCCACAUUACAUUCAUGAGAUAUUUGGUGAAAAUGUGCUUAAUUCCCUUUAAAAGUAACCUCGGUUCAAAAAAUUUAAUUACAUUUUUCUUUUAAUUUUAAGUAAUUUCUUUAGAUUUGGGGGUGAAAAUGAUCUCGAUCUCAAUACUGUAAUUCAGAAUAAAUUGCGAUUUAUUUCAUCAUCUAUUAUUUUACACAUCAAGGACCGGGACAGUGAACAUCCUCACAUGAAUCAUUUUCCUCUGAAAGCACCAUCACAAAUGAACACUAAUCUCCAUGUCACAUGAUGUGAUGCCAGAAGCUUCCUUCCUCCACACACUUACUCACACACACUCAUAUACACACACACACUUACUCACAGACACUCAUAUACACACACACUCACUCAUACACACUCACACACACACACACACACACUCAUAUAUACACACACACACACUUACUCACAGACACUCAUAUAUACACACACACACUCAUAUAUACACACACACACUUACUCACAGACACUCAUAUAUACACACACACACACUCAUAUAUACACACACACACUCAUAUAUACACACACACACUCAUAUAUACACACACACUUACUCACAGACACUCAUAUAUACACACACACACUCAUAUAUACACACACACACUUACUCACAGACACUCAUAUAUACACACACACACUCAUAUAUACACACACACACUCAUAUAUACACACACACACUUACUCACAGACACUCAUAUAUACACACACACACUCAUAUAUACACACACACACACUUACUCACAGACACUCAUAUAUACACACACACACUCAUAUAUACACACACACACACU
Xyrauchen texanus (razorback sucker) is the source of this 6172-nucleotide messenger RNA. Its product is annotated as ral GTPase-activating protein subunit beta-like. The coding region runs from base 305 to 4921 and encodes 1538 amino acids. NCBI's taxonomy places the organism in Eukaryota, Metazoa, Chordata, Actinopteri, Cypriniformes, Catostomidae. Gene Ontology annotation, biological process: regulation of small GTPase mediated signal transduction; activation of GTPase activity. Gene Ontology annotation, molecular function: GTPase activator activity. The transcript is spliced from 33 exons. The record is from RefSeq and is a predicted model, not a curated record.